Molecule: messenger RNA, 2284 nt
Organism: Bombyx mandarina (wild silkworm)
Lineage: Eukaryota; Metazoa; Arthropoda; Insecta; Lepidoptera; Bombycidae
Gene: DnaJ-16
Product: dnaJ homolog member 16
Cellular component (GO): cytoplasm
Molecular function (GO): zinc ion binding; nucleic acid binding
Source: RefSeq, a predicted model, not a curated record
UUUAAUGUUAAAAAAGUAAAUUUGCAAAGAAGCAUGGACGUCAUUUAAUUUUCUUUAAAAAUCUUCAAAAUAGAUCGAUAUUAAAUACUAUGUGUUGAUUGUAUAUAUAAAAGGUGGCUGUUGUCGUAAUUCGUACUGGUCCUCUUUAUAAGUCUGCUGUAAAUUACAGCGCAACGUCUAUAUUGACGGAUAAAAUAGAAAAAUAUCGGCAUAGAAAAUUUCAUCAAAUUGAAAGUUUCUUGAAAAUUGGAUGUACUAGAAUGAAAUUAAAAUGAAGUGUCAUUACGAAAUAUUGAACAUAGUUAAAGAAGCCAGCGCAUCGGAGAUAAAAAAAGCCUAUCGCCGCCUGGCUCUGCAGUGGCAUCCAGAUAAAAAUUUAGAAAAUUUACAAGAAGCAAAAGAACAAUUUCAGUUGGUACAAAACGCAUACGAAGUCCUCUCCGAUCCUCAGGAACGAGCUUGGUAUGACAACCAUAGGGAACAAUUGUUACGUGGGGCAGGCAGUUCAUACAAUGAUGACUCUUUGGAUGUAUAUCCUUACUUCAGUCCUUCCUGCUACAAAGGCUUUGGAGAUGACCCUCAAGGAUUUUAUGGAGUAUAUGCUGAAGUUUUCUCCAAAUUAACAACAGAAGAAAUUGACUUCCUUGAUGACCCCGAGGAUGUAAUAAAAAUACCCAAGUUUGGUAAUUCAAUGACAGAAUAUGAACAAGUACAUGAGUUUUAUUCUUUUUGGACAGCAUUCUCAACAAAUAAAAGUUACGUAUGGUUAGACCAAUAUGAAAUAAAACAGGGUGACAAUCGUAGGGUCAUAAAGUUAAUGGAAAAGGAAAACAAUAAAAUUCGACAAAAGGCUCGUAGAGAACGCAAUGAGGAGAUCAGGAGACUUGCCUGCUUUGUCCGUAGGAAGGAUAAGAGAGUUAUUGAACAUACCAAAUUGUUACAAGAGAAGGCUGAAGAAAAUAAAAGAAAGGCUGAACAAAUGAGAAGGGAAAGAAUAAUUCAAAGACAAAAGGAAAUUGAGGAAGCCAAGAAAAAGGAAGGGGAAUCUUCAUUUUUACAAAGUGAUGAGUAUCAGAAAAAGCUUAGUGAAAUUGAAUCUCUAUUGGCUGAAGAGUUUGGAUUGUCGUCAGAUGACACAAUCAGUGAGGGUGGAAUGGAAAGCAGCAAUGAAGAAAGCUCUAAAACUGAAGAAGUAAGUGCAGUAAAAUCUACACAAGCUGCAUCCAAUAAUAUAUUUAAGGUUAGUGAAGCUUCAAAGGCAACAGCAAAAUCACCAACAAAAUCAAAAUCUUCAAUGAAAAAUCUUUACUGCUCAGCUUGUAACAAAUUAUUUAAGAAUGUAAAAUCAUUCGAAAACCAUGAAAAUAGCAAGAAACAUAAAGAAAAUGUUGCUAAAAUGACACUUGAUGAUGACAUAGGGAUAUCAGAUGUUGAUGAUGAAGAAAACGAGGAUGUAGAACAGACUCCAGCUACUCAAGAGGGGCCAAGGGAGCCAGUUAAAAUAAACGGACUAACUGAAGAUGAAAAGGAACCACUCGGUAAUUCCACUUCAGAUAUUGAAGAUAAUGAUAUUAGGGAGACUUUAAGUGAUGACUCUGGUAAAGUUAAGCCUCUUCCCAAAUGUUUAAAAAAGAAAAAAAACAAAAAGAAGUCUUUCAAUCCUAUGCCAGAAAGCGAGGGCAAUGACAGUCAUGAUGAAAUGAGUUUUAAUGAAAUUGAAGGCCCAUCACGCUGUAGGAAAGCAAAGAAGUUCAAUAUGCUCAAGAGCCAAAUUCAAGCUAAAAAAGAAGCUAAUCUUAAGAAGGGAAAUCAGUCACAGACAUCUACUGAGAAUCUCUAUGAGGUUUCCAGCACAACACCUACAGAUGAUGCUUUAGGUGAAUCUGCACUGCCCAGAGAUAAGCCAGCUUUACCUAAGACACAGAGGACGGUGAAAACGAAAAAACCUAUUGAUAGGAAACCGGCGCGUAUGAAAGCCAGCGAAACCGAAGAUUCCAGUACAACACGUUUAAGUUGUGUAGUUUGUGAUUCCGAUUUUCCAUCAAAAAAUAAAUUGUUCGAGCAUUUGAAAAUUACAGGCCACUCUGUGCCUCUACCCCAUACUAGCUUCACACAAUCUAAGAAAGGCAAGAGAGCUAAUAGAUAAACAUCCAAUAACUUAGAUAGGAUUAAAGUGUUUAAUUUGCUGCUGAGAAUCAAUAUGAUUUUCAAAAAAUCUAUUAUUGUAAAAUGACUCAACCUAUUUAUUGAAACUAUGAUGAAUAUCAUUAAAAUUAUGUUUAAA